AUGACAGACUUAAAUAAGGAAUGGGAGAAGGUACAAGAGAUGGCCUUCACAUCAUGGGUCAACUCUGUGUUGGAUAAGCGCGGUGUACCAAAGAUUGCCGAUGUCUCAACUGACCUCAGCGAUGGUGUCAAGCUCAUCUACUUCUUGGAGACUGUCUCUGGAAAGAAGUUCCACAAGAAGUUUGACAAGGAGCCAAAGACCCGUAUCCUCAGGAUCCAGAACCUUCAUUUGGCCAUGAUCUUUGUCGACUCUGACCUCGGUGUCAAGGUACAAGGUGUUGCUGCUGAGGAGUUUGUCGAUAGCAACAAGAAGAUGAUUCUUGGUUUCCUUUGGACUCUUUACCGUAAAUAUCGUAUUGCAGUCAUUAGUGAGGGAGACAAGAGCUCAGAGGAGGGUCUGUUGGCAUGGGUAAAGAAGACUACAGAUGGAUACGACGGAGUCAACAUUACAAACUUCAAGAACAGUUUCAAGGACGGCAAUGCCUACUUGGCCCUGGCUCACAAGUUCGACCCAUCAGUGUUCAGCUAUGGCGAGUACCACGGCAAGGAGCUGAUCGACCGUCUCAACUCUGCCUUUGAGUUUGCAGAGAAGGGUCUGGGCAUCCCCAAGUUGUUGGACGCCGAGUCGCUGUCCAAGGGCAACGUCGACGAGCGUUCCAUCGUCCUGUACACCUCUCUGUUCUUCCACGCCUACCGUGCCAAGGAGGAGCGUGAGGCUCUUGAGGCCAGCCAAAACUCGCUCGCCAACAAGCUCGCCUCGCUCGAGCAGUCCCUGGAGGGUGAGAAGCUCUCCCACGACGAGCUCACCAAGCAGAAGAAGGAGCUCGAGGACGCCCUCAACCAGAUUCGCAGCCAGAACGAGGCCAGAAACCAACGUAUUGCCGACCUGCAGUCAAAGAUCGACGACGCCCUCCGUGGCAUCGAUGAUGAGCGCAUGGCCAAGCUCGACCUCGAGUCGCGCAUCUCCAAGACCGAGAAGGACAAGGCCAUCCUGGAGCUCAAGCUGGCAGAGACCCUCGACGAGAACGAGCGUCUGCGCAACAAGCUCGAGGAGGACAAGAGACGUGCCGCCGCCGAAAAGGAGGGUCUCGGUCUCCUGCGCACUCACAUCUCCCACCAGAUCAACGACAUUGCCAAGUGGCAGUCGUUCCUCGACAACCCCGAGGCCAUUCCAUACACCAAGCAGCCAGUGAACCUCGACACCGAGAUGGGUUCGCUCGCCUUUGAGGAGCAGGCCAAGCGUCUCGGUUCCAAGGUUGAGAAUGAGAACGUUUCACUGGAGAAGUAUUUGAAGCAGAAGGAGGACGAUGUCAAGAAUGCCGGUGCUCCAAAGAAGAGAACCAAG
Acytostelium subglobosum LB1 is the source of this 1344-nucleotide messenger RNA. RefSeq lists its product as hypothetical. Gene Ontology annotation, biological process: actin cytoskeleton organization. The annotation marks the transcript as partial. Gene Ontology annotation, molecular function: actin filament binding. The record is from RefSeq and is a predicted model, not a curated record. Gene Ontology annotation, cellular component: cell projection; plasma membrane; cortical actin cytoskeleton. The transcript has 2 exons. Lineage: Eukaryota; Evosea; Eumycetozoa; Acytosteliales; Acytosteliaceae.